Molecule: messenger RNA, 1464 nt
Organism: Aspergillus japonicus CBS 114.51
Lineage: Eukaryota; Fungi; Ascomycota; Eurotiomycetes; Eurotiales; Aspergillaceae
Exons: 1
Coding region: 1-1464 (487 amino acids)
Biological process (GO): regulation of DNA-templated transcription
Molecular function (GO): DNA-binding transcription factor activity
Source: RefSeq, a predicted model, not a curated record
AUGUCGCCCCCUGUUUCUGCUCCCUCAAUAGGCGAUGCUCGUUCGUCUGAGAGUCGUGGUCCCCUUGAACGGAAAAGACCUCGCCUGGACGAUGACUCGGAUAGCUCAGAUCAUGUUCGUUCGCGACCUUUCUCCUGGCAAUCAUCUGACCCGUUGGGGUAUGCAUUGAAUUCGACUGGGCAGUCUCGUCCCAUUGGCGUGGAAUCGAUUCUUAAUCAUCCCUCCAAGGUGCCGGCUAACAAACCAGAAAACGGUCGGGAAAGUCAUGGUGCAUCAUCAUCUUCACACAAUCGACAUCCGUCCUCGCCGACGAUGCACCUUCCCUCACCAAAACUCCACCCAGCUAAGCGACUUUCCUCCUCUCCCGGGGUCAGAAGCCAUCCGAUUAUAGCCCCUGCAUCGCCAUCAGCUUGGUUCCCUCCUCUUGGGGGUAGCUUGAGCUUGAAGGCUGGACCGGCCCAAUCUCCACUCUCCCAAACAUCACGCCCGAGUUCGUACCCUAGAGGUCCCAGCUCGCCCCAUUUCAUCGACUCUGUUCCAGGGCACCCCGUAUCGACCUCCCCUCACCCGACUUCAGCCCCAAUCCUGGCCCCAGUCUCGGUGCAAUCAACUCCAACUUUCCAUAGCCGCCAAGCGAGUGGCAACCACACCCCGCAUCCGAGCUCCCAGGAAACGAGUCCAACAACACCGGUGUCGACUUACAGUCAGUUUGGUCGAUCGUCUCCGGCGGUAGCAGCGACUCCCAUGCCACAUCAGACACCUUCGUUCGGAAACGCCUCAUAUACGACAGGAGAUUCGGCGAGCCGGCUACCUCCUGCCAUGGCAGUACCGCGGCCUGGGGACGAGUCGGCCGAGGCACCGCCCCCGGGCAUGAUUCCGUGUUUCGUCGAUACGAAAUCAGGCUCGUCGCAGCAGGCAGAGAAGCGGAAGGCUAACAGUGACGCAUCAAGACGAUUCCGCAAUCGCAAGAGGAACGAGAUGCAAAUGGAACAGAAGAUCACUGCGCAGCAGGACGAGAUGAGGAAACAAGCCGAGGCUCUACAAAGACAAACACAAGAGAUUCGGGCUUUGACCCAGGAGCGCGACUUCUACCGCUCCGAGCGAGACUUCUUCCGUGACCAUUAUACUCGCCUGGUACCUGCAGGGCAGAUACCUACGAGGCCAACAUCCCCGCAUGCGUUCCGAACGUCUUAUCUCACGGCUCCUGAUCAAGAUCGAAAGGUUGCUUGGCACGGACCCGAGGCAACUCGCGAAAGCCUGGAAUCCGCACAUGGAUCAACAGCAAGUAGGGCUUCCAUCGCCGAUUCGAAGAUGAUGCCCUUGUUGACGGCACGGCCACCUGUCACAUGGGCUACCUCUUCGGCUUCUUACGCCACGAUGCACGCAGAGCGGGGCAUCGUACCCGUUGAGAGACCCCCUCGAGAAUUAGCACACGUUUCUGGGGCCUGGACACAGAGCUCCUGA